Molecule: messenger RNA, 1374 nt
Organism: Aspergillus uvarum CBS 121591
Lineage: Eukaryota; Fungi; Ascomycota; Eurotiomycetes; Eurotiales; Aspergillaceae
Product: fumarate reductase/succinate dehydrogenase
Exons: 5
Coding region: 109-1368 (419 amino acids)
Source: RefSeq, a predicted model, not a curated record
GAUGUGGUGAUCGUCGGUGGUGGAGCUUCGGGAGCCAACGCGGCUGUCCACUUCCAUGAUGCCGGUCUCUCGCUUAGGGUUGUCGAAAAGCAGGGUCACUUGGGCGGAAUGGUCAACAGCUGGAUGAAUCCCGCCACGAAUACCACUUACGACUAUGGUGUAGCAGCAUACACGAACUACACUGGCACGACCGCGUUCUUCGACCGGCUAGGCAUCGACUACGUGGAGCCCGACCUGGGAAGCACGACCCUCACCACGACCUACGCAGACUUCACCACCGGCAAGCCCGUGGACUACCUCGCUCCCAACAUCACCGACGAGCUCGCCGCCCUGGAGACUUUCUACAAUAUCUCCAGCCAAUACCAGGACCUGUUCCUCCCAUCCUACGCCAACUGGCCUGCGCCCAAAAAUAUCCCCGAGGACCUGCUGAUGCCCUUCCGCAACUUCGCCGUCAAGUAUAACCUAAACGCCACCAUCUUUCUCAUCUGGUCCGGCAUCGGCGCCGGUCUAGCCGACAUGCUCGACGCGCCCACCCUCUACCAAAUGCAGACCUUCGGACCCCAAACCGCCGCCGCCUUUCUGGGUCAGGACCCGGAAUACGUCCCCGCCUCCCAUCGCAACCAGGACAUAUACGACGCGGUCGCAGACAUCCUGGGCAAGUCCGUCCUGCUAAACAGCACGGUGAUCGAGUCCGUCCGGCACCCGGACAACCGCGGCGUCGAACUGGUCGUGCAGAACCACGGAACCCAAUCCCAUACAAUCCUCCGCGCCAAGCGACUGGUGAUGGCCAUCGAGCCGACCGCCGCCAACACCGCGCCCUUCGACCUGGACACCACCGAGAAGAGCAUCUUCGACCAGGGCAAAUGGAGCGUCGUGCACACGGGGAUCAUCUCACACCCCGCACUCCCGGUCAACGGCGUCAUCUACAACCUCCCCGCCACGGCGGUCCACGGCAACGACUUCGCGCUACCGGAGCCGCCGUUCGUUGAUUACUUCGAGUAUCUCGGCGAAAACCUCUGGCAAGUGAUCGUCGUCGGCUGGCUCGGCUUCUCGGAAGGAGCGGCCCAGGCCCUCGCCAACGAGGGAAUCCGCCAACUGACCGCCGCGGGGACGCUGUCCACCAAUGCCACCGCCGCCACCAACGGGACUACUACCAUCAAGGUUCAUGCGUGGUCGAACCACGGGGCGAUGGAUAUGCGCACCACGGCCGAGAAUCUGCGGGGCGGGUUCAUUCAGCGGCAGUAUGCGCUGCAGGGCCAUCGGUCGACGUACUGGACGGGGGCGGCGUUUGGGAACCAGCUGUCGAAUUAUUUGUGGGCGUAUAAUUUGGAGUAUCUUGUGCCGUUGGUGAGGGGGAGCUUGAAGUGAGGCUGG